AUGCAUUCUAAUACCAACCCGCAAAAUGCCCUGACCGACUGCCCGGUCGAGAUCUUGCUAGACAUAUUCUCGCAUCUGGAUCUUGACUCCAUCUUCAACUUUUCCCUUAUUUGCAAGAGUUUUCAUGGCGUUUUCAACAAGAACAAAAUAAUGAUCCUUCUCGAAGCCUUGUCGAAAGAGUUCAGCCCGUUUGACGAGCUGCUCCAAGUUUAUACGGCCACGGAUGAGGACAUGAAAAGCCGAACUUGCUAUCAGCCUCGCACGGUCAUAUUCAAGCGCUUUCCUGGCGAUACCGGCUACACGAUUGGACCUCAAAUAGACAGCAUGCAUUAUGGCGCCAAUCCCUCCCCAAGAAUCAAUAGACAAGCCAUCCCAAUGACUCGCAAGGCCUGCGGCCUUGCGAGCAGUGGUGUCGCGAUGUUGACGGAGGAUGACUUGGGGUCUAUCCUGCGCAUGUGCCGGCUGGUCCGCCAGUGGGAGCAACUCUUUCCGCAGAUGCGAUGGUUUUAUUACCCAGCAGACUGCCGGGCACUGAAUGAUCAAGAACUGCCAAGAUUCCGGCGCGCUUUCUACCGAUGGUGGCUCUAUGGCACGUACUUCCAUGGUGAAUGGACGCGUCCCCAGGCUGGUCACCCCAUGCCUUUUGUGCUCGAUGUGAGGACAAGCCAAAUGCGGCGCCACUCGACUGCAGAGCUCAUGGAGCUUCUCGAUCUGCACGAGACAAUGAAAGAUGUCAUUUUGCACUACAUUUGCCCCCGACUGGACCCUACAUACCAGCUGUCGUGCGAUCCCCUGCCGCUGAUGGAGCAAGUGAGCAGGGAGCAUUCUCUCAAUGCCAUGUGGAACGAUCAAAGCAAAUGGGCGCGAAUCGUCAAGACAUAUGCCAAGUUGAGCCCCGAAGAGCUGAUGCACUACUUUGAGAAUAUCUACAGCUACAGCCGAAAGCGCCUCAUUACUGAGAUCCGUCUGCAGCGUCCGACCUUUAACCUUGACCAAGAGUCGCUCCAGGGCGUUAUUCGAUGCGUGCUUGAAGAGCGUCAGCUACUGGAUAAUCUGCCGAUUAUUCCAGAGGACUGCGAAGGUGGCAUCCUAGACUUUGGUGACGGAAGGGAAGCGCAACGCUUAGAGUAUGGGCGUGAUGGAAGGGCGGAUGGCACGCUUCCGCCUGGCGUGCCACCGGUGCGCCAGUUCUCACGAUACUCUCCGCGUGGAGAUGAUGGUGAAUUCUUGGAGGACGAAAUGCAUAGCGUGUUUGAAGCACAUGGGUACACUGCCAUGUUACGAGCAUAG
Messenger RNA from Beauveria bassiana ARSEF 2860, 1290 nucleotides. Its product is annotated as F-box domain-containing protein. The transcript has 2 exons. NCBI's taxonomy places the organism in Eukaryota, Fungi, Ascomycota, Sordariomycetes, Hypocreales, Cordycipitaceae. The coding region runs from base 1 to 1290 and encodes 429 amino acids. The record is from RefSeq and is a predicted model, not a curated record. Gene Ontology annotation, molecular function: protein binding.